This is a messenger RNA of Folsomia candida, 774 nucleotides long. RefSeq lists its product as uncharacterized. Lineage: Eukaryota; Metazoa; Arthropoda; Collembola; Entomobryomorpha; Isotomidae. Bases 82 to 696 code for a protein of 204 amino acids. The record is from RefSeq and is a predicted model, not a curated record. The transcript is spliced from 5 exons.
UAAAAUUCCUCAAUUAGAUCGGAUCAAUUGUAUUGAUAGCAUAUUCAAUACUGCAUAAUUUUUUGCAACAAUUUGGCAAAAAUGUUGAAUACGAAAGGUUUAACAGUUUUGGUUUUGGUGGCCGUUUUGGGUGGAAUUAAUGCCCAAAAUGGAUCCCCAUGUCACGCCAGCUUUUUCCAGUUUACACCCAGACACAACUUGAAUAUUUCAAGUUACAUGGGAGACUGGUAUAUCCAUGAAGUUGCAGGAAGUCAUAUUGGAAAUUUCCCAGAACCUGACUGGAAAUGUGCCAAGCGUCACCUCCACCUUCCCAACGAGACGGAUAUUCUCCAUCUCGAAUCGACUGAUACCUUCGUCAACAUCACGGAUGGCGUCACCGUUGCUGAAAGCAAACUCGUCUCCGUUAACAAUACCCGCAGCCCGUUCUCUGCCAUGUGGCGUUUGAAUUCGGGUGCCGAGGGCGAAAUUGAUACUCAAGUGAUCGUGUUAUUCGCGGAUCUUGAUUUUGCCCACUGGACGGUCGUGUACUCCUGCUCCAUCCUCGGCCCGGAUGCUUAUCGCUAUGAGGUCGUUUACGCCAUGACCCGUGCACGCGCCAUUCCCCCAGAACUCAGACAAUACCUCAAGGCACUCAUGGUCGGUCAAGGAUUCAGAAUUGGAGACCACUGGCCAGUCGAUCAGGCCAACUGCGAUUAAAAAAUAAAUGUCAUUUUGUGAAAUUCGAAACGUACAAUAAACUAAAUUUCAAUGUGAGACUAAAAUUGUUUAACAGAA